Messenger RNA from Protopolystoma xenopodis, 453 nucleotides. NCBI's taxonomy places the organism in Eukaryota, Metazoa, Platyhelminthes, Monogenea, Polystomatidea, Polystomatidae. The record is from the annotation of a GenBank genome assembly.
CCCCCCCCCACACCCCCUUCGAGGCUGAACCGGUUUCGGUUGGAUUCCAGCUGUUUCACACUCCAGUCGACACGUGCCUGUGGGGUGGGCGAGAAGCAGCCGUACAGACUUGUUGAAAUGUGGGGCGCGACCGACGACGAUGGCGAGAGUGAAGGGGUGCCGCGGUCAAGUCAAGUCGGGUCAUGCGAUGCGGAAGAGAAUGCUGCCCGGCCGGUACCGGACGACGACGAGCUUGACAUUUGGUCGUCCGGCGAUGUGGGUUGGAGCCAUCCACGCCGAGGGUCAGUGAGGCUGAGGGAAGAGUGUCGUCGAGGCGUCAGUCAGUUUGCGGAACGGUCGGCAGUCAUGCGGAACGGUAGCUAUCGCCACUACAUCGCCCAGUCGAACUGCCAUCGCUUCGAGUAUUUACAAAACCCCCUCAACGUCAGCUUGUACAAAAGUGCCCCAGCUUAA